AUGGGUGUUCACGGGCUGUGGCGGCUGCUGGACCCGCUCGGUGAAGUCACGCAGCCGGCGGAGUGGCGGGGGCGGCGGGUGGCGGUCGACGCGAGUAUUUGGAUCGCGCAGUUCCGCGCGGCCGGCGGGGGAGCCGACGGGGCGGACGGGGCCGCUGGCGGGGAAGACCGCCGGGUCCUCGCCGGGUUCCUGCGGCGCCUCCUCAAACUUCUCUUCUACGGCAUACGCCCCGUGAUGGUCUUCGACGGCGCCCCGGCAGCCGCAAAGGCCGCAGAGAGGGACAGACGACACGCAAGACGCGCGGCGCAGGAAAAGGCCGCCAUUGCACGGAGAGCAGGCGAAAUUCUCGCAGCACAAUUGGCAGCCGGUGUCCUUGACGUGCACACACUACCCCGUAAAAGUCCAAAGAAGACCGAACAAGCUUCGAGUUCAUCAUCAUCAUCAUCACCUUCAUCAUCAUCACCUUCAUCAUCAUCACCGUUACUGCCAUCACUACCACUACCACCCCCCUCAGUAACACGCAAGAGACACCGGUCAAGUCACGUGGCACCAGAGGUUGUCUCACGUGCAGUAACAAGUGCAUUUUUAACGGAAGCAGAAGACUGGAUCGAACAACGUAAAAGGGGUGAAAUUUGUGUAGAAUCAAAUGCUUUGGGAUACUCUAGUACUUCACUUUUUAUGGGACCUCGUAAGGUGUUAGAGGAGGCAACAGGUUCUCCCAUAUUUGGUGAAGAGCUUCCUAGUUGCGCUACUAGUUUAUCAGAAGAAGUACAGUCGAUCCUUUCCAUAAGGAGUACUGACGAAUCACUUGAGAUAAUUUCCAAAGGUGAAGAAAAAAAAAUGGUUGAGAUAGAAAGUGAUGAUAACGAUGAUGAUAUUUAUGGUAUGAUACCAAGCGGUAAUAGUAGUAAUAGUUCGGUUUUGGUUGUUGAUGGUAACUCAAAAACAUUUUUGAGUUCUCUACGCGAUUUGGAAGCAGAAGAAGCAAUGAUGAUGAGUAACUCUGUGGGUAGUAGUUGGUGUAAUAAUUCUUUAGAAGAAGAAGGAGAAAAAGUGAAUAUUGAUACCACAAGUUCCAAAAGUCGGAGUAGUAUUCCCAGAAGCAACAUGAGUGAAACAACAAGUACAAGCAAAAAUAAUGAUGAUGAUAUCAUCCUUUGGAAUCCUGGUACUCAACUUCUUCAGCGAAAAGAACCCGAAAUAAAUACCGCAUUAAGUAAUGAAUUAUCUGAUGGGGAAAGUGAGUCAUUUACACCAGUUUUAAUCAAUACCACGAAGGGAGAAAGUGGUGUUGCAGAAGAAGUAACGUCGAAAAGGGAGAACUUAUCUGAAAAAUUAGUAUCAUCAUCAUCAGUAGAGGGUGUAUUACCAUUACCACCUCAUCUUCUUCGACAACAAAUUUCUACAAGGCAGGUAGUACCAUUUGAUUUACUUGGAAUUGUAGAAUUACUUGAUUGUUGUGGAAUUCCAUUUGUAUUUAGUCCCUAUGAAGCGGAUGCCCAGUGCGCUUUUCUAAGUCAACAACGUCUUGUAGAUGCGGUAUUCACAGAAGAUAGUGAUGUAAUUGUUCAUGGAGCUGAUAUUGUUCUUCGUGGGUUUUUCGCAAAAGGACGUCAUGUGGUAGCAUAUCGCCAAGAAGAUUUAUUAGAAUGUGGUGUAGACAAAGAUGUCUUAGUAUCUCUUGCCCUUCUUCUUGGUUGUGACUAUGCUGAAGGUGUUCAUGGUCUUUCCUUAUUGGAUGCCCUGCAUGUAAUUUCCUCGGUAUGGCGACAAGGGGAAGGUGUUGGUCCCACACAUGUACUGAAUAUGUUAUCCUCCUGGCGAACUGCAACCCAACAGCAGUGUUUUUCAUGGUUUGAUGAUAUCCCAUUACUGGAAUUUUAUACUAAUUGUAAAAAGUGGAGAAAAUUGCAAAUCGCUGCAGACUUUCCACAAACACGUGUUGUUGAUGCUUUUUUUAAUCCCAUAGUGGAUGCCGAUAAUACGCCAUUUGCUUCUCGUUCCCCAGAUUGGGAACGAUUACGCAGAUUUGCGAGUGUGAAUGGAUUACUUGGUAGUGAUGCUUGUCGCAAACGUUUGGAGUUAGCUCAAAAGGAAUUUAUGGCAAGAGAAUCACAAACUACGAAUGUGUUAGAUCCCCAGCAGUUGAAGUUAACAGACUUUAAAUUGUCGUCUAAAACAAGAAAGAGGUAUGCAUACAAAAAACAGUCGCUAAAGUUUGCAGAAGCGUUGUCCACAUUACGUACUGUGAAACAGAUGGAGUGA
Molecule: messenger RNA, 2265 nt
Organism: Trypanosoma theileri
Lineage: Eukaryota; Euglenozoa; Kinetoplastea; Trypanosomatida; Trypanosomatidae
Product: putative DNA repair protein RAD2
Exons: 1
Coding region: 1-2265 (754 amino acids)
Molecular function (GO): 5'-flap endonuclease activity
Source: RefSeq, a predicted model, not a curated record